Messenger RNA from Copidosoma floridanum, 1415 nucleotides. RefSeq names its product senecionine N-oxygenase. The record is from RefSeq and is a predicted model, not a curated record. Gene Ontology annotation, molecular function: flavin adenine dinucleotide binding; N,N-dimethylaniline monooxygenase activity; NADP binding. Lineage: Eukaryota; Metazoa; Arthropoda; Insecta; Hymenoptera; Encyrtidae.
UUUGGCACCGUAGGAUCGAUUGGGGGCAACGCGACGACGAUCGACGAGUCGAGCCUGUAAAAAUACCGAAAUAGAAUGAAGAUCGCGAUAAUCGGGGCCGGAGCCGCGGGUUUGGCCGCCCUCAGGCGCGUCCUCGAGGCCAGCACCGAGGCGCUCCCGAUCGAGGCGGUCGUUUACGAGAAAACUGGGAAAAUCGGCGGCACUUGGGUCUACGUGCCCGAGACCGGGAAGGACGAGUACGGCCUACCGGUGCACUCCAGCAUGUACGACAGUCUCAGGACAAAUCUGCCGAAAGAGGUGAUGGGAUAUCCGGGCUACCCGAUACCCGAAAACAGCGAGAAACGCAGUUACCUCACGCGCACGGAGAUCUUGGCGUUCCUCGAAAGCUUCGCCGAGCACUUCAAGCUUCGAGAACACAUACACUUGUACCACAACGUCGAGCUAGUCGAACCCGUGGGUGGUACGAGCGAGUGGAAGGUGCGCGUACGCGACCUCAAGGGCGACAGGAGUUUGGAUGUUCGCUUCGACGCGGUGAUGGUCUGCAGUGGGCAUUACUUUGAGCCAGCGAUACCGGUGAUCAAAGGCGCCGACAAGUUUAAGGGCGAGACGUUGCACAGCCACGAUUACAGGAGACCCGAGCACUUUGCCGGCAAAAGGGUCGUCGUCGUCGGGGCUGGACCGUCCGGCAUGGACUUGGCCUUGGAGAUCUCGAGGAAGGCCACCAGCGUAAUUCUCAGUCAUCACUCGACGGAAGAGAUCUUGACACAAUUUCCUGCAAAUGUAUCACAAAAGCCGGACAUUGUCGAAAUGACAGUCAACGCGGUAAAGUUCGCCGACGAGACGGAAGCCGAAGUCGACGCGAUAUUUUACUGUACAGGGUACAAGUACAGCUUCCCGUUCCUGUCCAGAGCCGCUGGGGUCCGAGUGGACGACAACAUGGUCGCGCCCCUGUGGAAGCAGGUCAUCUCCAUCGCUAACCCGACGAUGGCCCUCAUCGGGCUGCCCUUCUACGUUUGCGCGUUUAGUAUGUUUGACUUGCAGGCUCGAUUUGUGCUGAAAUUUUGGACAAACAAGGCCCAGCUGCCCGAGCGCAGUGUCAUGCUGGCCGAUCACGAGAAAGAGAAGAAGGACCGGUUCGAGGUGCGAGGCUGGUCGAAACGGCAGUUCCACAUGAUGGGACCCCUACAGGGCGAGUACUACGACGACCUGGCGAGGACUGCGGGCGUCGAGGGCCUGCCUCCCGUGCUCAUAAAAAUCCACAACGUCAGUAGCAAGCGCUUCCUGGACGACCUUGUCCACUACAGGGGGGACAGAUUCGAGAUUAUCGACUCGGACAAUUUUACGAGUACCGUUGCGCAGUGAGACUACCGAUUCACUCUCGAUCCUUUCGGUUCUACGUACCGAUAUCCGCUUCG